GGCGUUCCAAACGCUCCGAAGACGCUCGGAAGACAAGAGCAAGCGAACGGAGCCGUCGCAGCAGCGCAGUGGGCGCCGCAAAAGCGUAGCGGCGUCCAAGCCAGCCCCGACUGCGCCUCCACCGGACCCCGCGGCCAUCAUGGGCGAAACCAAGGCGUCCGCGAACCGUAUGGUCGAUGCCGCUGCCGGGAAAGAUGUCGGGUCGCCGACCCAUCCCGGCAUGCUCUCUGGCAGAGUUUCCAGUCCACCCUCCCGUCAAGAAUCCCGCCUGCGCAACUUGACCGUCGCCGUGGUUGCCUUGGCGAUCAUAUUCGCGACCGUCAGCCUGGUGACGCUGGCUCUGUGGCCGCGAAGCGCGAAGAGCUCGCCGACGUCCUGCGACACCCCGGGUUGCCAGGCCUUUGCCAACGCCUACGCGAAGAGCAUCCGGCGCGACGUACCUCCCUGCACAGACUUCGCCGAGUUUGCUUGCGGAGGUCUCGCCGGCGAGAACGUCUCCGUCCGGCGGGAGGCUUACGAGGCGUUCCGCAACGACCUGGUGCUCCCCGCGCACAACGCGUCCCUCCUGUCGUACUUGGUGCUCAGCCGCGCGACACUAUAUUCAUUCAAAGCGCUAAUGCGAUAGAUCGCGUGAAGCUGCGCUGGUGGGGCUGGUGCUCUCACCAGAACGAACACUUGCAGCUUAACUGUGCAUACAGUCGGUUUUGGAUGGUCAGUUAAUCAGCUGGCGAGUGGUCGAAAUGGUGUCACCAAGCGCUGCCAGAUACAAAUCUGAGAACAGUGCUUUUAUUCACAAACCUUUUAUUGAGAACCUUUUAUUUUCAAAAAAGAGUGAACGGAAGCGUGCGACACUUCGACUUCGAAGAAGAACACAAUUGUGCACACAACACGGAGUCACAACACCAAGAGGCGCCCCCCACUAUGCCAUAUAACUUAUUUAUUCUUGUGAAAGGCUGACAUUUUGAGGAAAAAGGAAGUGUCUACGAAUUCUGGCGCAGAGGUAGAGAUGUGUCAAGCAUUCAAAAGUUAGGCAGGAUUGCGUUUUUUUCGUAUGCGCACUGAAGAAAACACGUUCCACGUCAUAGCCUUCGCUAGUGUCUACUCCCGCACAAGGGAUGUGACGCAAUGUGUGCUCGCGGACCCAGCUGUUCCAGUCAUUCUGCUGUUAGCGGACAUAGGGUAACUUGUGAUGCAAAAUUCCUCGUAACUACGAGCACUAAAAUAAAUGUCCCGCACACAGAUGUUCAAAUCAUAAGAAAAGUGUUGCUUGUAACGCUUCGUUUCGGUAAAACAAGAAGCAGGUGAACGUUUCCUAACUGACAGAUGUCUUUGGAAAAUAUGUGUAAAUGUUACCGCAACUUUCGCAUUGCCUAAGAUAUGAGGAUGCUAGUGUAGGAUUAAAAUGUUCAGCGUAUACGCAAUGGCACCAUGCAAAUACCGCUUGCUGCGUUCACCUGCUGGUGAGAGGAAACAUUUUAAUUUGUGCACGCGAUUCACGUUUCUCCAUUUGUCUACUCGUACUGUGAAGAAAAGCGCACACUUUUCUCGUUAAUCUUUCUAGGUGUCUCAUUCUCUUCUAAGGUUGCUGCAGAAAAUAAAAUUCUUGGCAUCUCGUGUAAAGAGCGAUAGCUUUUGUUUAGCACUAUUUCUUGCGUUAGUGCAGGAAAUAAGUAGUAUCCUCAUGAUUCGCAGAAAUCAGUGAAACGAAACCAGCUUCAGAAAUCAAUCAGUGUAGGUACCUAUACAGAUACGGUGAC
Dermacentor albipictus is the source of this 1757-nucleotide messenger RNA. Lineage: Eukaryota; Metazoa; Arthropoda; Arachnida; Ixodida; Ixodidae. The record is from RefSeq and is a predicted model, not a curated record.